This is a messenger RNA of Funneliformis caledonium, 429 nucleotides long. Lineage: Eukaryota; Fungi; Glomeromycota; Glomeromycetes; Glomerales; Glomeraceae. The record is from the annotation of a GenBank genome assembly.
CAACUGUUGCAUCUAUGUUAAGAUUAGUAGAACCAUGGUUUUGUAGUAGUAGAACAAUUAUCGCUGAUUCGUGGUUUGGUAGCACAGAUGCAUGCAUUACUUUAUAUAACCAUGGUCUUUAUUCUAUUCUACAAAUAAAAAAGCGUCGUUAUUGGCCUAAGAAUAUCCCUAGUGAUAUUACAGAUGUACUUGGAGACACAUAUGGAUCAUUUGUUAGUCGAAUUUCCAAAAUAAAUAAUGUUAAUUUAACUGUAUGCUCAAUUCGUGAUCGCAAAGAUAUUGUACUUCUUGCCAGUUGUUCUACGACAAUGCUCGGAACAGAAGUGAAUCGAUAUAUUAAGGGUUAUGGCAAUGCAACAUUCCGUCGACCUGUUGUAUUUGACGAGUAUAAUGAAUUUAAAUCAGCCGUAGACAUACUUAAUAAUUUGC